AUGUAUCUGAUGGUGAGUACAAGGCCAGACAUAGCCUACUCCAUCUCUUGCCUAUCAAGAUACAUGUCCAAUCCAGGACCACCUCACUGGGAAGCCUUGAAAUGGCUGCUCAGAUAUCUUAAGCAUACUGCCCAUUAUGGUUUACAUUUUUCUAAAUAUUCAGAUAUGACUAAUCUGUGUGGUUUUGUAGACUCAAAUUAUGCUAAUGAUAGGGACAAGAGGAAGUCAACAACAUCUUAUGUCUUCACUCUAGGUGGUUCUUGUGUAAGCUGGAAGUCACAAUUGCAACAUAUUGUGGUUCUCUCUACUACUGAGUCAGAGUACAUUGCUAUCACUGAAGCAAUGAAAGAGGCCCUCUGGUUAAAAGGGGUUGUGAGUGAACUGAGGUUCCUCAAGCAGCCCAUUGUUGUAUACUCUGACAGCCAGUCAACUAUUCAAGUGUGCAAGAAUCUUGUGUUUCAUGACAGGACAAAGCACAUUGAUGUCAGGUUUCACUUCAUCCGAGAUGUUGUGGAGAAAGGUGAAGUAUUGCUAGAGAAAAUUCACACAGACUCCAAUCCAACAGAUAUAGGUAAAUCUGGUACUCAGGGUUUCUUCCCUGAGAUUGGGUUGCCUUCUCUCUGUGAAAGCUUGAGAGAUAUUACCUCUUCCUUUGUCUCUGGCGUGAGUGCAAGGUGUGAGGAGAUCCUCCGAGAGUUGAGUGUUGUUGUUGUUGUUGUAGCCGGUGUGAAGCGGUUGGCUGAGUAUAUGGUGUGCGGUGGUGGAUCUAGGGUUCCGCUAUACCCAGAUUAUAUCAAGCCUUCGGCUGAUCUAUAUCUAACCGAGCCCAAAAAUUAUGGCCCAAAAAAAAUCACUUCAACAGACUUGUAUAAGAGUCUGGUGAAGGUGAUAAAAGAUUUGGAUUUGAUCAAGAAAGAAGUGAUUGCGAUCGUUGCAGUCAAAGAUCAGCUGCAGAGACAAGUCUCUACAUCGGCUAGUUUCUCAACAUCUUCGAAUAAGUUGAUGUCGUGUUUUAACUCAUGGAGAUCGUUGCAAUCAAAUAUGGAAAUUGUUGCAGUCAAAUAUCAGCCAAGGAGACAAGUCUCAACAUCUGUUGGUUCCUCCUCUAGGCUGAACAACACAACCAUGGUGGGCUCUGAUGAUGUGAUGCUUCAGCUCAUGGAGAACCUCACUUAUGGAGAACCGGGUCGCCAAGUCAUUCCAAUAGUAGGAAUGGCAGGAAUUGGUAAGACCACUCUUGCCACUAAUGUUUAUGCAAAACCACGUAUUGCUCACCAUUUUGAUAUAUGUGAUUGGGUUACAAUUUCUCAACAAUAUAACACACAAGAACUUCUUUCUAAAAUUCUAUCUCAAGUCAAUAAGGAAGAGAAAGAACGGGUGAGUAAAAUAAACGAAGAUGAAAUUGGAUUGCUACUCCACAAACAUUUAUCGUAUAGGAGAUAUCUAAUUGUACUGGAUGAUAUGUGGACUAUUGAGGCAUGGGAGGAGAUACAAUGCUAUUUUCCUGACUAUGGUAAUGGUAGUCGGAUAGUUGUCACAACUAGGUUAUCGAAUUUGGGAUCUCAAUUGGAUAGCAAUUUUGGCAUUGAAAUAAAAUUUAUGGAUGAUGAAAGUAGUUGGGAUUUGUUCUGCAAAAUUGUGUUUAGGGAAAAAAAUCGCCCGUUGGAAUUGGAGCAGAUUGGAAAGAAGAUUGUAAAGAGUUGCAGAGGACUUCCAUUAUCAAUUGUUGUGAUGGGAGGUCUUUUGGAAAAAUUGGAACGAACUGAAGAAUGUUGGGAAUCACUAGUGAAUUCACAGAAUAAUGAACAUUGCUUGAAAAUAUUGAAGUUGAGCUACAAACAUUUCCCCGUGUAUCUUAAGCCGUGCUUUCUAUAUAUGGGAACAUAUGAGGAGGAUAGUCAGAUUCGAGUCUUAACAAUAAUCAAGAUAUGGGUUUCCGAAGGAUUUUUAAAACCAACGAGCGGCAAGGGAUUGGAAACAAUUGCAAGGGAGUAUUUAGACGAACUAGUUGAUAGAAAUCUAGUUCUUGUUUACAAGUUUGGGAAAACUGGAAAUAUGAAGUACUGCAAAAUCCAUGAUUUGUUUAGAGACCUUUGCUUGAGAGAAGCUCGAAAAGAGAGGUUUUAUCAUGUGGUUGGGAAGCUUAGUCCUCAAGGCACGUGUAGCCAACGGCGUGUAGUUAUUCCAAGAAGAAUUUCAAAGAAGGAAGUCAUUGAUUCCAUGAUAUCCACAUCAUAUUCCCAUUCUUGUAUAAGUGAUCGUAAAAUAGUUCCAAUGUUAUAUCAGACUUACGAUUAUUGAGGACAUUAAAAGCAUGAUGAAGAUUUCUAUGGAGGAUAUGCAUAUACCAUGGGGAAAUUGUAUGGAUUAGUUAAUUUAAGGCUUCUUAUUUUUAUUGCUCA
Molecule: messenger RNA, 2402 nt
Organism: Salvia splendens (bonfire salvia)
Lineage: Eukaryota; Viridiplantae; Streptophyta; Magnoliopsida; Lamiales; Lamiaceae
Product: putative late blight resistance protein homolog R1B-19
Exons: 4
Coding region: 1-2301 (766 amino acids)
Biological process (GO): defense response to other organism
Molecular function (GO): ADP binding
Source: RefSeq, a predicted model, not a curated record